AUCUACUACACCGUGCUGCUGCUUCUAGUUUAGUCCCCACCCUCUUCUUUUUUGACACUUCAUUCUCUGUGUCUCCAGCUCUUCCAUGCUUUUCUCUUCUCUGCCAGAACCGGAUUUUGUGGUGACUCUUUUCAAAAAUGCGGGACAAGGACAAACAGCUUGGGAAAGGGGCUGGGGGCAGGGGGUGAGACAUCCAAACCCCCUUGGGUUUUGUCCCGGAGGUUUCGUUGACUGGCUUGGUUGGGGCCUGGUGAGGUCUUAGGCUGGAGAAGGGGAUCAGAGAAGCUAGAUCUGUUUCUAGAACUGAGCUCAGUCCUGAGACUGGGACCUGACUUUGCCAACCCGGAGGCUUAAUCCAGUGAGGAUACCGAGAUAGCUUAGUCGUAGGCCUUAGACAGGCCACGAGAGUGCCCGUUCUGCUGUGGCCUAUGCCAGUGAAGACCGUUGUUCUUGACUACGGGUAUGCCAGUCUCAUAAGCUGCUGCCACUGCGUACACCUUGGCCCUUUCACUUGGCAGCCUCAGUCCCGGAUUCCGAGACGAAUCAUCAAGAGAAACAGAAGCGCUGAGUAUGGUGCUUUGUGCACAGUAAGUGCUCCAAAAAAUACCAUCGAAGUGGUCGAGCAUAGUUAAGAGGGUGGCUGGGGGAGCCUAACCGUAGUUCCCGUGACCCCAGCUCAGCCUCUUGCUGUCUUCUCUCCCUCCACUCCCAAAUUCCGUCUCCUCUGCCCAUUCUUUUCCUCUCUUCACCUGCCCUUUAGGCGGUUCCUCCUAAUUGAAAACCCAGUGGCCGCUCACCUCAGCAGGACCCCCAAUGGAAAGAAAAACUCUUCUGACUGGCCUUGGGUUCCAUUAGGACAUUUAGAGGUUGAAUAUAGGACUGCCACUGGUGACUAAUUUCUGAUUCCUGGAAGAAGUUCCAACCGGUCAGCCCUGAACCCAGACUCCCCCUUGAGAUCUGGGGAGCUGCGGUGCGAGGAGAAAGCCUAGGGAUUAAAGAAGGCUGUUGACAAAGUCACCUGAUAUUUCCAAGAAGGUGGGGCAAUCCUGGGGUAUUAGUUAUAGCUUCCACCUUCCUCUUGCUGCUUUCCCCUUAAUAGUAAUGAUAAUUGUGGUAUUUGCGAAGCACUUAUUAUGUGCCGAGCACUGGGAUAGGUAUAAGAUAAUCAGGUUGGACACUGUCUGCAUCCCACAGGGGCUUCACAGUUUUUCCCUACUUCCCACACGGCCAAUUUACCCUUUCGAUACGAACCAAAGCCCCAAACCAUCCAGCCAGCUUGUCCUUUCUAAACAUCGGUAGAAUCUGUCCCUGAGUCCGCAGAACUGUCCGGAAAGAGAGACAGUUGGGCCCUUUCUACCUGUACCUUAUGCUUGCUAAAACUUGUCUUCCUCAAAUCUGUUUACGUGAUCUUUCCAAUUUCCCUGUUUCCCUCGAUUCUAGAAUACGAUUAUGUGGUCACUCACACCAAGGUUUCUGUUCGCCUUUAGAUCACUGAUUUAUUGUUAAUAAAAUCAAAUGGAGAAGGGCACCCGCCCAGCUGUUUCCUAGGAGAUGGUCCCUAACACCCUAUGCGAUCACAAUCCCAAAUGAUGAGGCGAAACAAUGGCCCGCUGGAAAGCGACGGCAGCAAGAUGGACUUGCGUGGUGAGCGGCCGACAGGAGAGGGAGGCUUUCCCCGAACGUACCAUCUGGGAAGACUGCUACUAAGAAGAAGAAUUGAAAACUGAGUCAGCUACAACGACAGCUCAGCGAAGAACAAUCUGUGUGCCUAGUGUGGAAAAGACUUGGACAUUUAUCAGAUGAACCGAGGCAGAAGGUCCCAGGAGUCACCCGAAUCCAGCGGAGAUGUGGAUGGUGGCAACAUGUCUUGACCUGGGUUUAUGCAUCAAGCAGCUCUUCUGGAACAACCAGUCCCGGUUCACCAGGUUUGCAAGGAAAAAUGUCGCCAAUACUUUAUCCGUUGCUAAUAUGAUCACAGGCCUCUCCUCCAUCUUCUUCAGUUUCAAUGGAAAAUGCCAGGGGGCCUGUUGGCUGCUCCUGCUUGGCUUCCUGCUGGAUCUGGCCGACGGGGCCGUGGCUCGGCAGCUCAACACCUGCUCCACCCUGGGAGCCAAAAUGGAUGACUUUGCUGACUUCACCACCUUCGGGAUUGCCACGGCCCUCCUCCUGCAGGUGGAUGGCCUACUCAGCGGACUUCUGGCAAUCUUCUAUGUCCUGGCUGUGUUUCUCCGCUUGUGCUUCUAUUCAACUGGAAUUCCCUUCACCUACCGGGGACUGCCCUGCCCAUACGCCGGCUCCUUCUUGGCUUCAGUCUCCCUCCUGACGAGCAGCAACGUGGUGAUCUUGCGCAGCCUGGCCCUGCUCAUGAUGCUCUUCAUGGUCGACCAGAGUUAUUACCCCCACGAUAAGGUCCUGGAGUCACAGAGGUGGAAGAAAGUGGUCUUUGCAGGCGGUGUUUUCAUGUUGAUCUGGUCUUCCUUGGACACGGCUUCCUUCUACUUCCUGACCUGGGCCACUUCCUACAUCAUCUUCCCAACAGCUCUGUGGGGUAGGCUUGCUUAACGGAGGAGCCGGGAUUAGGGCGAAUGGACAGCCCUGGGCUCAGUCGGGAACCUGCCAGUCACCACCACCACAUUCCUGAUCCUCACUAAAUCUCUGGUCGUCCCCCGCUCCGGACAAGCGGCGUUCAGGUCGUUUCUGUAAACGUGAAUCCGAGCAGCGCAUGGGUUGGGAAUAGCGGCUUUUCCCCUUCACCACCCACAGGCCUUCUGCGUGCCCGUCCUUCAGGCCACCCUGUCGAAAGCAAUAAAGAACCGUGUUGGCACUUUUA
Molecule: messenger RNA, 2830 nt
Organism: Ornithorhynchus anatinus (platypus)
Lineage: Eukaryota; Metazoa; Chordata; Mammalia; Monotremata; Ornithorhynchidae
Gene: TMEM269
Product: transmembrane protein 269
Exons: 7
Coding region: 1846-2562 (238 amino acids)
Biological process (GO): phospholipid biosynthetic process
Cellular component (GO): membrane
Molecular function (GO): phosphotransferase activity, for other substituted phosphate groups
Source: RefSeq, a predicted model, not a curated record